AACAAAAUUAGUUUCUUUGUAAUGCUAUAUUGGUAGCUUCCGUUGCAUAUUAAAUAAAUUUUUAGUUGCACCGUACCUGGAGAAUCAGAGUCGAUGCAUGGGGCUGACUAGGCCACCGUGCGAGCGAUUCUUGCUUUGCUGAGUGCCACAAGGAAUUUGCAUUGCAUGGUCAACCACCUCUCGGGUUUGUUUGGUGAGCCAAUUUAUCUUGGUCGGUGUUGCGAGGCUACCUCCACGCACAUUUUGUAUGGAGCCAAAGGCCAAAGCCCUCUUCGCCGCCUCUAUUCCUUUUCUCACCACCGUUGCCCCUGCCAACUUCCCUCUGCAAAAAAACGCCAGCAAUGGCAUCCCGGAGGCCAAGGAUGAGGAUGAUGUCGGUGUCCACUGUGGAGACGGUGUAGGGCACAGACUCGUUCAAGAUCACCCGCUACAGCCUGCACAGGCAGCUCAGCAUCAACAAGUCGUCCUUCUGCUCUGCCAACUUCACCGUCGGCGGCCACGACUGGCGCAUCCGUUACAACUCAGACAGAGAGGGUCCCCAAGAAGAAUUUGUCUCAAUCUUUCUUGAGCUCACGAGCGAGCUUGUCGAGGUGAGGGCACUCUUCGAAUUUAGGAUGGUCAACCCAGUCUCCGAGCGGUCAUCAUCAUCUAAUACUCCUGGCCGAUUGUGUUCAACAGUGAAAAUCUGACAUCGGGUAUCACCACGUUCAUGAGGAAGACCAAACUAGACUUGUUGACAGUGGAUUUCGUGCAAGACGACUGCCUCCUGAUAGAGUGUGAUGUCAUAGUAAUCAAAGAAUCACUGGUGAAAGAGACGGCUCUCGCCUCCAACUUCGAUAUUCAAGUCCCACCCUCAGACUUAUCGGACGACCGUAGAAGAUUGCUAGAGUUAAAGGAGGAAACUGAUGUGACAUUCGAGGUAGAAGGUGAGGUUUUCCAUGCCCACAAGAUUGUGCUCACAAUGCGCUCUCCAGUCUUUAAAGUGGAACUCUACGAGCCGAAGAGAGACACAGGAGGUAUGGAGAACAAAACAAUCGAAUGUAUGGAUCCUGUUGUUUUCGAGGCAUUGCUUCACUUCAUAUAUACUGAUUCGUUUCCCGUCAUGGAUGAUCUUGAUCAUGAUGAGAAAGAAGACAUGGUUAAGCAUUUUCUUGUAGCUACGGACAGGUAUGGCAUGGAAAGGAUGAAGUCGGUAUGCGAGAGCAUCCUUUGCAAGGGAUUUGAUGUUGAGAGUGUCGCAUCCACUUUAGCUUUAGCUGCCCAGCAUUGCUGUAUCAGUCUCAAAGAUGCUUGCAUUGAAUUUAUCAUCUCUCGGAAUAGAAUGGAUGUUGUGUUAGCAAACCAAGGGUACGAGCACCCCAAGAGAGUUUGUCUCGCUGCUGCUGUGGAACUAUGGGAGAAAGCAGCUAAGUCGAUAUGGUACAAUAAGAUCAUCCAGGGUGAACUUAUGAAUUGCUAUGUUAGUUGAUGCAUGCAUAGCUUUGAAAGUGGAAAUUGGCUUGUCCUAUAGUUUUCUGAGAUACUCUCGUCUUCGA
Messenger RNA from Phragmites australis (common reed), 1535 nucleotides. RefSeq names its product BTB/POZ and MATH domain-containing protein 1-like. The transcript has a single exon. Gene Ontology annotation, biological process: protein ubiquitination. Bases 710 to 1468 code for a protein of 252 amino acids. Lineage: Eukaryota; Viridiplantae; Streptophyta; Magnoliopsida; Poales; Poaceae. Gene Ontology annotation, molecular function: protein binding. The record is from RefSeq and is a predicted model, not a curated record.